Messenger RNA from Ornithorhynchus anatinus (platypus), 1111 nucleotides. It is a transcript of the gene LYRM4, whose product is annotated as LYR motif containing 4. The record is from RefSeq and is a predicted model, not a curated record. The coding region runs from base 32 to 994 and encodes 320 amino acids. Gene Ontology annotation, cellular component: mitochondrion; L-cysteine desulfurase complex. The transcript has 4 exons. NCBI's taxonomy places the organism in Eukaryota, Metazoa, Chordata, Mammalia, Monotremata, Ornithorhynchidae. Gene Ontology annotation, biological process: iron-sulfur cluster assembly.
CGGCGCCGCGGGGGCGGGGCGAGGGGUCAAGAUGGCAGCGUCCAGCCGCGCCCAGGUGCUCGCCCUCUACCGGGCCAUGCUGCGGGAGAGCCACAAGUUCAGCGCCUACAGCUACAGAAUGUAUGCCAUCAGAAGGAUAAGAGAUGCCUUCAGAGAAAACAGACACAUAAAGGACCCUCCACAAAUUCAAAUUCUCCUGAAUAAAGCCAAAAAAGACCUAGAGAUCAUUCAGCGACAGGGCCCGAGGGGAGGACCACCAGACUGCGUGCCACCUGGCACGGACCCACUCUUCCUCCCACGAGAGAUGAGCGGUGCCUUUCGCUGGCCGGCCUGCCUCGGCGGGGCACGCAGCAGGAGCAGCUCACCGUCAGAUUGCUCCCACAGGAGCUGGGGGUGGGGUGGGAAGAGAGUGGCUCCGACACUCCACCGCCAUCCGGUGAUGUUCCUGCGCCCGGCCGAGCUGCGUCCUGCCCAAAGACAGCAAGCAGUGGAAUCGCCUUCUUGGCUCCCCUUUGGCUCCUUUCUGGCCCAGAGGAAGGGGCUGGGCCAGCUGCUUCCCGCCCAAAGGUUUGCGCCCUUGUGGUGCCUGUGUUCAAGAACCGUUUGGAUGUCAAGAAAAGCAAAGUGUGGCAGCCGGGUCACUGACUCCCGACUCCUGCUCUACCCGUUUUCAUACCCGAGGCAAUGUCCACAUCAGCCAACUGUAUUCAACCGACAAGCUUGUCGUCGAGAAUCGAGAGAGGUCUUCCACCUAAGCCGAGCCCAGCGAUCCUGCAGCGGCAGCAGCCAUGGAUCAGCAGCACCGUUCUACGCCCAGAAAUUUUCCCAGCAUAGACCACGUGUGGCCUGCGAAGCAGCGUGUCAUAGAACUCCUAUUUGUGAGAAGCUGAUUAUCCGCGAAACCCGCUUCCAUUGCUUUGCAACCCAAGGGGUACAGGGUGACGAUCUCACGGUUCACGUGCUAGACUACGAAGCUAGAGUUCCGUGGAAAUAAUGCCGUGCAUUAUUUUUCCAUCUCCUUUGUAAUUUUUGGCCUCUUUAUGCUUUACGCAUAUUUUCAGGCUUUGUUUCUCGGUCUCGUUCGGCAAUAAACAAAGAAAGAAGUCUACGA